AUGGGGAGUCUAGAUGAUGCCCGACUAACUUCUCCAAAGAAGGCCACCCCAGGGAAAGCCACAAUUCUGGCCCUUGGAAAAGCCUUCCCUCACCAGCUUGUCAUGCAAGAAUAUCUGGUUGAUGGCUAUUUCCGAGACACCAACUGCGAUGACCCGGAACUCAAAAGAAAACUGACUCGACUAUGCAAGACGACAACAGUGAAAACAAGGUAUGUAGUGAUGUCUGAAGAGAUCCUGAAGAAGUACCCAGAGCUAGCCCUCGAAGGCAGAUCCACAGUGAAGCAAAGGCUUGACAUAUGCAACGACGCUGUAACACAGAUGGCCAUUGAAGCUUCACAAGCUUGUAUCAAGAACUGGGGUAGGCCAGUUUCAGACAUAACCCACUUGGUCUAUGUCUCUUCAAGUGAGAUCAGGCUACCCGGUGGCGAUCUUUACCUCGCAAGCGGGCUCGGGCUCAGCCCUGAAACUCAACGUGUCAUGCUUUACUUUGUAGGCUGCUCAGGGGGCGUGGCUGGUCUCAGAGUUGCAAAAGACAUUGCUGAGAACAACCCAGGAAGCAGAAUUUUGCUUGCCACUUCUGAGACCACCAUUAUUGGCUACAAGCCUCCCAGUGCAGAUAGGCCUUAUGAUCUCGUCGGUGUUGCACUGUUUGGGGAUGGUGCAGGAGCUAUGAUAAUCGGGUCAGACCCGGUUUCAGAGACAGAAAAGCCUCUCUUUGAGCUUCACUCAGCUAUGCAGCGAUUCUUGCCUGGAACAGACAAGACCAUUGAUGGGAGGCUCACCGAAGAAGGGAUUAGCUUCAAGCUGGCAAGAGAGCUUCCACAAGUGAUUGAAGAUAGUGUUGAGGGGUUCUGUGAGAAACUGAUGGGUGUUAAGGGAUUUGAUAAGGAGUGGUAUAAUAAGAUGUUCUGGGCUGUUCAUCCGGGAGGUCCUGCAAUCUUGAACCGAAUCGAGAAGCGACUUGAUUUGGAUCCGGAGAAGCUGAAUGCAAGCAGAAAGGCUCUGAUGGAUUAUGGCAAUGCUAGUAGUAACACCAUUGUGUAUGUGCUGGAGUACAUGCUUGAAGAGAGCUCAAAGAUGAAGGUCGACCAAGAAGAGAAUGAAUGGGGAUUGAUAUUGGCCUUCGGACCAGGGAUUACUUUUGAGGGUAUUCUUGCGAGGAACCUUACUACUACCGUCUGA
Messenger RNA from Morus notabilis, 1182 nucleotides. Its product is annotated as type III polyketide synthase B. The coding region runs from base 1 to 1182 and encodes 393 amino acids. Gene Ontology annotation, molecular function: acyltransferase activity, transferring groups other than amino-acyl groups. NCBI's taxonomy places the organism in Eukaryota, Viridiplantae, Streptophyta, Magnoliopsida, Rosales, Moraceae. Gene Ontology annotation, biological process: polyketide biosynthetic process. The record is from RefSeq and is a predicted model, not a curated record. The transcript is spliced from 2 exons.